AUCUGACGGCGCCGUGACGCUCCGGAGCCUCGCUGAGGAUUACCACGGGCUGCACCGGCGAUGAGGGGAUUUUUCUCUCUCUAAAAAUAGGCGAGUUUCGGUGCUGCAGGUCUGCACGCCUCCACUGAGAUGUUAACCGAGAUGUUAGCUGGUGCAAAGUGAAGCUUCAGUCUCAAGAUUCUCCAUUUCUCCUUUUCCUGAAGAACGCGGAGCUGUUCGGUGGAUUAUCAGCCGGCUGUCAGCGUGUGAUUGAUUAUUGAUCCCGGAGGAAGGAGCCGGACUACGCCCGGACCCGCUCCAAGGCUGCCGGACCGGGAUUGCAUGUUCUUUCUCUUGGUUUUGGAUGAUAAAGAGACCCCCAGCUUCCACCCUGCUUGCCCACGGACGGACCCCGGCGCGCAUUUUCCGGAAUAUUUUGGGAUUGAAAUAGUUUUAUUUGUUAAAAAGGCCCCACCUGGAGGGAUAGCUGCAUGUUCUGGGAGCGGACCGCCCGUUCAGAGCCGCAGACGGAUUCUUGGAUAAGUGAAAAGGUUAUUUACACUCAAGGACACCCUAAGUGUGGGUGGGUGCAGCUUUCUUAGAGUAUUUGGGUUUUUCAAGCACAAACCAGAGCUGCGCACUCGUUUCUACCGGGACUUGAGAUGAACGCUGGCGGAAUUGAAGGUAUUUAGCCUCCCGACAUCACUUUUCUAUCCUUCAUGCUGCUUUGGAUCUCUCUCUGAGGACUGAAUCACGCAUAUCCACGGAGGGCAAGGGCUCCCUAUCAGUUUGAAUACGUUAUUGGAGUAACGUUAAUUGGGCUUCAGCAGCCGAACGGGAGGCUAAUAGGAGUCUCUCUUUUUUCCCAGCUCCGGUAUGACCCCUCUACCCGCCCACCCUGCUCCUGUGAGGAUCUAUGUGUACGUGAGAGCUUCUCUUGGGUUCGCACGGUGAGACCACCGGCACCUGGAUUCCCGCUUCGCCCCCUUUUCCUUUUUCUCUUCUGCCUGACUGCGCGCACGUCUGUUCCGGUAAUUCCGCUUCUGCUGCCGCUGCUUCUGCUGCUGCUGUCCGGUCCCACACACACACACACAUACACACACAAGCACACAAGCACACACACCAGAAAACUACCCAGAGAGGCUCUCUCUCUCUCUCCGUGUGUGGAUGGGAAAGGAGUCGCGCAGGAGAGGAGAGCAGGAGUUGGGAUAAGCAGCAGAGCCUCAUCGUCUUUUUUAAAGCCUUUCCGGGCUCCUGAUUGUGAUUUAAGUCGUCUAUUAGUGGACGGAUCGGGAGAGGAAGAAGAAGGGAUUCUGGAGAAAAGCGACAGGACAAGAGGAGAGAAGGUGGAGAUCGAUGAAGGUGUCAGGAAGGAUUGAUCUGGCUUCCAGAUGACACAAAGGUAGGAGGUUGUCCUUGUUAUCUUGUCGUCCUGUUGUAACCCUGAGGCCGGUGAUGUGACUGGAAUGUGAAUUCAGUGGAAAAGGACCGACUCUACCUGAGGACCUUCUGCUUCAGAUAGAAGCCUGAAAUCCCUUCAACAAGAUGUAAAGAGGAGACCCCGAGAGAAAGCGAGUUUUUGGAAAUAUCAAAAGGGAAAUCUUGGCAGACUUUGACGGACAGCUGGCUGAGCCAAUGACAAACUUGGAGGACUUUUAACGCACGUCUGCAGGGUCCUCGGGUCGAACCUCUGUGUGGGUGUGCACACCACGAGUCCGUGCACGUGAACCCGGAUGAGCGCCAGCACUGCUCUGUGUCCUGUAAGAAGAGGACGGCCCCCCUCCCUGUUAGAGAGGCUGUUGCAGAUUGAAUCCAGUCGUCACGUCACAGCUGGACUGGACUGGUCCUGAUUGGCCCCCCUUUGAUAAAGUUAUAUUGGAACCCUCCAAACCAGCAGGAGAGCAGCCAUGGACAUCGUCUCCUCGCUGUUCGGCCCUCUCCUCCUCCUCGUCCUCCUCCUGUCCUCCCUCCCCCCCUGCUCUUCCUCCAUGCUGUGUCCGAAGCGGUGCACCUGCCAGAACCUGCUGCCGUCCUACACGGUGCUGUGUGCCAAGACGGGCCUCCUCUUCGUCCCACCCAACAUCGACCGCCAGACGGCCGAGCUCCGGCUGAUGGACAACUUCAUCACCACGCUGAGGCACCGCGACUUCGCCAACAUGUCCAGCCUGAUCCACCUGACUCUGAGCAGGAACACCAUCAGUCAGAUCCGGCCGUACGCCUUCGCUGACCUGCAGGACCUGCACGCCCUCCACCUGGACGCCAACCGCCUCACCACGCUGGAUGACUCACACUUCCAGGGCCUGGUCAACCUGCGGCACCUCAUCCUGGCCAACAACCAGCUGCACAGCGUGUCGGAGGGAGCCUUCCAGGACUUCCUGGAGACUCUGGAGGAUUUAGAUUUGAGCUACAACAACCUGGUGGACAUCCCCUGGGACACCAUCGCCCUGCUGGUCAGCGUCAACACCCUCAGCCUCGACCACAACCUCAUAGAGAGCGUCCCUGAGGGAAUCUUCUCCAACCUCCACAAACUGGCCAGAUUGGACAUGACGUCCAACAAGCUGAAGAAGAUUCCUCCGGACCCGCUGUUCCUGCGGAUCCCAGUGUACGCCAAGAUGAAGGGCUCCCCCCUCACAGCGCUGGUGCUGAGCUUCGGCGGGAACCCUCUGCACUGUAACUGCGAGCUGGUGUGGCUCCGCAGGCUGACCCGAGAGGACGACCUGGAGACCUGCGCCUCACCCAAAGACCUGGCCGGGAAAUACUUCUGGACCAUUAGAGAGGAGGAGUUUGUCUGCGAGCCCCCGAUGAUAACUCGACACACCUCCAAGAUGUUUGUGAUGGAGGGUCAGGAGGUCAGCCUGCGCUGUAAGUCCAUCGGAGACCCCGAGCCCUCCACACACUGGGUCAGUCCUGACGGGAAGCUGAUCGGCAACACGUCAAGAACCAUCUGCUACGAGAACGGCUCGCUGGACAUCCUCAAGGCCUCCGUCAAGGAUUCUGGGAAGUUCACGUGUAUAGCAUCGAACGCAGCCGGGGAGGCAACUGCUCCCGUCGAGUUAGUCGUCAACCCCUCGCCACACUUUGACCCCAAACUGGACCCCGACCCCGGGCCCUCGGACAUCCCCACGUCCAUCAAGUCCAACGUCAGCGGAGGCCAGGCCCGGUCUGACCAGCAGAGGGUCAGCGUGGCCGAGCUCACGUCCAGCUCCGCCACCAUCAGAUGGCCCCCCCAGAACCACAUACCAGGGGUCCGCAUGUACCAGAUCCAGUACAACAGCUCCACAGACGAUAUCCUCAUAUACAGGAUGAUCCCCGCCAACCACAAGUACUUCCUGCUGAGCGACCUGGCGUCGUCGCGGGACUACGAGCUGUGUGUCCUGGCUGUCUACGACGAUGGCAUCACGGCGCUGACGGGCACCAAGCUGGUGGGCUGUGUGUCCUUCACCACGGAGACGGAGUACGGACGAUGUCACUCGAUUAGAGACCAGUUCCUGGGAGGCACCAUGAUCAUCAUCAUCGGAGGGAUCAUCGUGGCCUCCGUCCUCGUCUUCAUCUUCAUCCUCCUGAUGAAGUACAAGCUGCACAGUAACCAUUACAAACAGAAAGCCGCGGCACGCCACGCCAACGUCUGCUCCCAGACCAACGGAGGAGGAGGAGGAGGAGGAGGAGCCAACGUCCUGCCUCCGUCCUCCUCCUCUGCAGGGCAGGGUGGAGGCGCCAAUAAAAACCAGCCGUCGUCAUCAGCGGAGGGGAUGGGAGGAGCUUCUCUUCGAGGAACAACCGUAGUGGACUUAAACCCCACCCACGACGAUGACGCCAUCUCCCAAUAACACACAACAGACUGUCAAUCAAACACACAACUCACCGAUCUCCAAGCCCAAAACAAUACUCCACCUUCCGCCCCCCUUUCUUUGAUUUGUUCUGUUGCUGGUGCCUGGAGCCAGACUCCACCGGAGCCGAGGAGCGCCUCCCGUCAUCGGUGCCCCAGUGGGUUGCAUGGUCACAUCCUUCUAAUGAGCCCCGACGAUCAGGUACCCGCCCCAGAGACGGAGCCCACCCUCUGACGCCACUUUCACCAGAGCCCCCUGUGACGUGGGGGACACAAAGCCGUCCUGUUGACAUGCAGAAGUCUCCAUGCCGCUGGGACCGGACAUGUGGGAUACAGGUCAGGUUCGUGUUCGGUGCUUAAGAGGAAACUGGUCCGAAAUCUCUUCUUCUUUUCUGAAGGAAGUAUCUGAUGAUCUGGCUCUAAAGGGUGUCGUGUGGAUUUAGCGUCUGCAUUUUGAAUCCAUGCGGACACUAAAUGCUGCUCUGGGAAUACGCUGAACGGAUUACCAUGGAUUACGGAAAAAACCCUUUUCAUGACAUUUUUCCAGGAUCGUGUGGUUUGUCGACGGUUCGGUGGCACCGCUCCUCUCCUCCCCAGCAUACAGUCACAUGCCAAAGGAUUACCACAGUAUUAUGACAGCAUUAUUACAAUAUCGGGAGAAAAUGCAGACUUCCAAAAGCACACCUCUCUAUUAUCUCUUAGCAGUCGAAGAGAACAUUCAUGUUGGGCCUUGGAUUGAAAAUAUGAGCACAUUGUCAACGUCUUGUCUCAAAGCAUCAAUAACAACAAACUGUCAAACUAAACGGUGAACUUCUCUGGCACUUUAAACGUAUGUCUUCACCUUCCCUCUCUCUUUCUUUCUCUGUCGCUCUCUCGCUCAUUCUCAUGAACAAUAGUAUACUCUCCAGUAUUACCGAUCUAACUCUUCUGGCUGCGAAUGACUUAGAUAAUGUUGAAAUAAUCCAUGUGUGUGCGUCCAUGGUGGAUUGGUUCUCUCUAUGUCGGAGUAUUAAAACAAAAGAAAAAAAAUGCCUUGGUGUCCCGAGAACGGAGCCCUGAGGAACUCCUGCAAGGAUUUAUUCAAAGCCAAACUCAAAGCACAGACAUUUGAUGGUGAAUUCUGAUGUUGUGUUGGACACUGGACAGCACCUGUACCUAUCCGAAACACUGGUGAACUCCACCGUAAGUGUUCCUAUUACUAAAGCUGGCACACGAGAUAGUUAAAUGUAUUAAGCGGUUUUAAAAGAUGGCCAGCAGAACUUGCGCUGCCCCACCCUCCCACCCCGCCCCCUCACCCCCACCCCUUUGCUCCCCCUUUGCCGUUUGACAGUGUCUGUGUUUGUAUGUGACAUACACCUUACAGUCUUCGAUGGUUUGAUACCCAUGAUUUACUUUGAAUAUAACGAAACAAGUGACCACAAUAAGGAGGAAAAACACAACAACAUGCGAAAUGGGGAUUUUAUGCUUUCAUAGAUACAAUUAUGUGGAUUUAUAAUGAAAUAAAAAGGUAUUUUUCUUGGAAAAAGGUGCAUGUGGUGAUUAAACUGAAACAGAACUUAUCUGCUGGCGACCCUGAUGAAUACAUCCAGUCAAUCUUUACUGAGGCUGAGCCAACUGUGUUCACACACAGAAUCAUUUUUGUUUUUUUUACACACAUGGAUUGUUUCAUCAGCAGAUAAAUAAAAACUUUGACGCUUUAUUUUAAAAAUGUAUUAGAUGAUAC
Centropristis striata (black sea bass) is the source of this 5528-nucleotide messenger RNA. RefSeq lists its product as uncharacterized. Gene Ontology annotation, molecular function: protein binding. Lineage: Eukaryota; Metazoa; Chordata; Actinopteri; Perciformes; Serranidae. The record is from RefSeq and is a predicted model, not a curated record. Bases 1887 to 3806 code for a protein of 639 amino acids. The transcript has 16 exons.